AUGCGCCGUGGAAUUGUCGCCGUUGCGGCGACCGUCGCUGCGGCUGCGGCCAGUUCGGCGGAAGUGGGGGCUGGGCAACAGCAGUUCGUGUUUAAAUGUCACCCGGGACUCGCCGCCAUCACGAUUCCCGUGGAUUCUUCCGCCCUCGAGGUUUUCUUUGCGUGUCCCAAGGGUACUUCACUGUCGCCGGAAGGCCCAGGAACGCCGAGCUUGGCGCUGGACGGCUCCUGCCGGGACACCGUGGUCCUGGACGAAUACCUCAGGGGAGCAACCCUCGAACAGUUGGUUCACAGCAGGGGAGAACGCAACAGUCGAAACUCGUCGCUUGAAACAGAGACACCAGAGGCCGCAGACCGAGACCCGUGCGGUCUCGCUGAAGACGCACCCUGCGGCGAAAACAUGGAUGAAGACGAAAACAUGGAUGAAGACGAAAACAUGGAUGAAGACGAAAACAUGGAUGAAAGUUCGGAAGAAGAUGAAGCCGCGCCCGCCGGUGGCGCAGACUUCUCGGAAGAUGGCUCCCCGAAUGCCUGGUCUGAAGAGGCGGUGGCUGAUCCGCUCGAGACACUUUUCGACUCGGACUUUCCCGAGCAGGUUUGGGGUGCUACCGAACGUACAAAACAGGGCGACGAGGAGUUCGUAGAACCCUCGCAAGAAGAGGAAGCCGUGGUGUACCGCCUGGCUGUUCCUGGACAGUCAGAAGCCAAACAGCUCUGCUACAAGUGCGUCGCCGAUCCAGCGGAUUCCGACAGCGCCUGCAGCGUCAUCAUCCGUAUCGAAGCAACGUCCUCGGCCGAAGAACCCGCCUCGCCAUCCGCCUCCUCCCGACGUUCCGCUCCAGGCCUUCGACUUGCAGACUCGACGCCGGACCUUGACGCGCAACGCGCACUCAGGGCCGGGAUUUCGCCCCGCUCCCUGGGCGCCUCUGCGGCGGGUGCGCCGCCUGCAGGCGAGCGUGCGGCGAAACGGGAGCCGGCAGAGGCCGAGCCUGAACUGAAGAGCCCAGCGGCAGUGGAGAAGCCGCCCCGGGAAGCCGCUGCGAAGCCAAGUAGCAGCGAGGGCGAUGCUGGAGAGCCCACCGAGCCAGCGCGUCCAGCAGAGCGUCCUACCGCCGAGCCGCCGGAGAACGCGGCCCACGCGGAUGCAGCCUCCGCAGGAGCUUCGGCGCCUGCGGAAAUCGUGGAUUCAGGGAAAGACGCACCUAGCUCCGCGGAAGGAGAGAAGAAGAGCGGAGAAGCCCCUUCGGGGGCCGACGCCGAUCCAAAGGUGUCAGAUUCCGGCGAGCCGAAGGAGAGCGGAGCCGCGGGACCCGGAGCAGCGACGGGAAGAACCGCGACGGGGACACAGCCGACAAGCAGUCCCGCGCCGAAGGAACAGCCGGUGUCUACUGGCCCACCACAGCCUGGCCCACCACAGCGAGACGCACCACAGCCUGGCCCACCACAGCCAGACGCACCACAGCCUGGCCCACCACAGCCAGACGCACCACAGCCUGGCCCACCACAGCGAGACGCACCACAGCCUGGCCCACCACAGACGAGAGAAUCCCCUAAAAGCACUACAGCCUCUCCAAGUACCGGUUCCUCUCAAGCGGGACAAUCCACGCAGCAAGGCGGCACGGUGGUCUGUAACGACGGAGACGUGAAGCAGGUGGAGGUCCAGGCGCACAGCUCUCUGGAGUUCCGGUGUGGAUCGGGCUUGAUUUUGGACCCUCCGUUCUCGGCGUCUUCGCCCGAAGUGUACGACUACGUGUAUAACACGUGCACACAGCACGUCUCUCUGGUGAGUUACCUUCCGGACGCCCGCUUUCUGGCAGAUGAAGCCACCAAGGACAGUUCCUCAACCACAUACAGACUCACAGUGAAUAAGGGGCCGAGCGCUCCCACGAAGCUCUGCUACAAAUGCGUCGCGUCGAAACCUGGUGCAGGUAUUGCAGCAAUUACACCCGGCUGCGCUGUGAUUGUCACUGUAGCGCCGGACGCAGCCAGUGCCUCAUAUUCACUCCCAAUCUUCCACACGACCCUCGUUUCUGCGACCAUCGGGGUUCUCUUCGCAGUGUACUAG
This is a messenger RNA of Neospora caninum, 2064 nucleotides long. Its product is annotated as putative SRS13. NCBI's taxonomy places the organism in Eukaryota, Apicomplexa, Conoidasida, Eucoccidiorida, Sarcocystidae. Bases 1 to 2064 code for a protein of 687 amino acids. Gene Ontology annotation, cellular component: membrane. The record is from RefSeq and is a predicted model, not a curated record. The transcript has a single exon.